AUGUCUUACGUUCAAGGCAUCGGUACGCUUGCAGCUGGUGUAGCACUUGGUGUUCUUGCAACAAGUACAUAUUUAAAUCUAUGGGAUAAACGAAUACCAGCCAAUGAAGGUGCAUUACUUCGAUUUUCACCGGAUUUAUCAACACAAACUAUUCGAAGACUUGAUUCUAACUUUGCAGUAAGUUAUGAUCGACGAACACGAGUUCCAUUAUGGACAAUCGAACAUUUGACACGUGAAACAACUACACCGGGUAAUAAUGUUGAUCGUGGAAAUUCAGUCUUCCGAGAAGAUAAUUAUAUUCAUCCAUUUUUUCGUUCAACAAAUCAAGAUUAUUAUGGUUCUGGUUUUGAUCGUGGUCAUCUUAUUCCUAGUGCCGAUCAUCGUCAUUCUCAAGAAAGCAUGAAUAAUACAUUUUUUCUUUCGAAUAUUGCACCACAAGUAGGCAAAGGAUUUAAUCGAGAUAAAUGGGCACAUUUAGAAAGAUAUGCUCGUGCACUUGUUAAACAUUAUACAGGUGGUUUAUGGAUACUUACUGGACCAUUGUAUCUUCCAAGACUUGAUCCAGUUGAUAAUAAACUCUAUGUAAAAUAUCAAGUCAUUGGUUCGAAUCAAGUUGCUGUUCCUACGCAUUUUUUUAAAGUAAUUAUUGGUCAACGAAAUGAUGGACAACUUGAUAUUUAUUCAUAUUUAAUGCCUAAUGAACCUAUUGAUAAGGCUAUAGCACUUGAUGAAUUUCUUGUUGCUCCUGAAAUUAUCGAACAAAAUGCUGGUUUCUUAAUAACAACAGAUAAAGUUCAUAAAAAUCAAAUUCGUGCUAUCAAUCAACCAUGGAUUGAUUUCACACUUGAUCCGCCACCUUAUUCUAAACGUCAAAAAUCAAUAUCAGCACCAUCAUCAACUCCUUCGGCAGCUUGA
Messenger RNA from Adineta steineri, 915 nucleotides. Lineage: Eukaryota; Metazoa; Rotifera; Eurotatoria; Adinetida; Adinetidae. The record is from the annotation of a GenBank genome assembly.